AUGUUAUGGCAAUUCUUUAAAAUCGUGGACAAGUUUAGUGAGUAUCAUACGCCGUUUUUGGGACUGAAGUCCCGCUUGACACAGUCUUGGGCAGCGCCGUCUGUACUGAUGGCAGUGCUUUUCCUAGUAAAGCUUCAGCUGCUUAGGAUAACAAUCCAAGCAUUUAUCAACAUUGCCGAAGAAAGCACAGUGGAACUCUGCUCAAUGUCAAACUCAGCCGCCCAGGCGGCACGCGAUGCACCGAGAGCAGCAGCGUUAAUGGCCAACAAGCUGAUAGAUGAGAGCUUGACGCAUAGCGUAAAAGGACUGUUGGAUCUACUGGCAAUGAUUGUGACUGCACUGAAGGGAAUUCUAUUAUUUAUUAUUGAAAUCUACAUUGGAACCUGGGCAUGUUUGACAGUAUCAUUUGUGAACAUCGCUGCUAACGAAGCUCUCAAUGCUACCGAGAGCGUGGUGAAGUUUGCUAAUAGUACUGUUCAUACAGCAGUUCAUGGAGUUGAGGACGGGUUAGAGGAGCUUCAAAAGCUUAUCAAUGGAGCUACUGGGCUCAUUGGAACGAUUGAAAGCUUUGUGAGUGGAAGUGAGAAGCAGAUCUCAAAAGUGAACUUCUCCAUCGGUGCACUAGAGAACUUGAACAUCCCGGACUCUAUCAACGCAGAUUUGGAAAAAUUCAGAACACAUGUGCCGACGUAUGAUGGUGUGAAGACGGACUUAGAAAAUGUUAUAUCAAUUCCAUUUGGUAUGGUCGUAUCAAAGAUAAAGUCUUCUAAUGUGAGUUUUCAUGCAGGUAAUAUCAAGUUACCUCCUUCAACGAGUGUGUCCACUUGUAAUUUGGGCGAUGUGGCUGUAUUCUAUGAACGCUGCUCCAAUGCUGCCGACACAGCGGUUAGUGCCCUCACGGCAGUUGUUUGCAUUGCAAUUGUGUGCCUGAUUUUCUACAACGUCUUUUCAGAGGACCGCAGAUGGAGACGUCACACAGACAUUGCAAUGAGAUUUCGGAGUACAGACAGUUCAGACGAUUUGGGCCAGGAGAUGCGGAACCUCACGGCCAUAUCUGCAGCUGAAUCAAACAUCGUGACGCGGACGGCACUCAAGGUUGCAUCUAAAACAGGUGUCCUAGAAAAAACACCUUUGAUCUCGUGGUACAUUCACUUCAUCACCUACGUGCCGGCUCUGGGUGCGUUAGGCGCGGGGAUAAUCAUGCUUAUUUUGAGUCUGUUUGAGUUUAUCAUUGUCCGAGUUGUUUCGGUGGAGUCCAAAAAGCUGGCACGUUUUAUUGGAAAGUCAUUUAAUGAUACUUCAGCUUCUAUUAAAAGCGACCUAACGUUGUGGCAAUCCUCCACAAACGAGGAGAUCAUGGACUUGCAAAAUGAGAUCAACACACAAAUACUUGGUUGGGUCUCUACGAGUACCAGCACACUAAACAAUACACUCCAAAUCUUUAUGACCAAAAUGAACAACGAGAUAGAGCACGUUUUUGGCAACACGCCAUUCUACAAACCGCUAUCCGCAGUGGUCGAUUGCCUAAUUGGAAACAAAGUGGAAAAGAUGGAGACUGGCUUGACUUGGAUUCAUGAGAAAGCACAUGUCUCGUUCCCGCAAUUAUCUGUUUUGAAUGACACCGUUUUCUCUAAUCAGACAAAGGUCACAUCUGCUAGCCAAAAAGCAAACACUGUGUUGCCAAUGGUCACCGAUGCACUAUACUCUCAAAUUCAAAGUGAGGCAAUUGUCGGAGCUGUUUUUGUCGCUAUCUGGUGUGUAUUUGCCAUCGGUGGCGGUAUUUACGUGUUUCUUCAAAAUAAAAACUACGGUGACUCAAAAUCCAUGGAACAAACUUAUGGAAAUACGAAAAUCCAACGCGAGACCCAAUUUUUUGAAGGCCCCCUUCGUAAACCUUCGCUCAGAUCGCCCGUUCAGGUUCCUGGCCGGUAUGGUAACUGGCACUCUACUGUGACUUCUUACUGCUUUAAGGAGGGCCUUGAAAGUACCUGA
This is a messenger RNA of Wickerhamiella sorbophila, 1992 nucleotides long. Its product is annotated as Plasma membrane fusion protein PRM1. The record is from RefSeq and is a predicted model, not a curated record. Bases 1 to 1992 code for a protein of 663 amino acids. Gene Ontology annotation, cellular component: mating projection tip. Lineage: Eukaryota; Fungi; Ascomycota; Dipodascomycetes; Dipodascales; Trichomonascaceae. The transcript has a single exon.